AUGACCACACAACGUGUGUUCCGCCUGCCUCAGCGCACGUCCAUUCUAGACCUCCGGGUCAACGAAGAAAAGGUGCCUGAGCCUGCCUCCCAAGAAGUCCUGAUCCGAAUCAAGGGCAUUGCUCUCAACUUCCGCGACUUCGCCGUCGCCACUGGAAAGUACCCCUUUCCUGUCAAAGACAAUGUGGUGCCCUGCUCUGACCUGUCUGGCGAGGUCGUACGUAUGGGCAAUCAAGUGGACGACUUCGCCGAGGGAGACAGGGUUAUCGCAUCCUUUGACUUGAAGACGUUAUAUGGUGCAAUGCCGGAUUGGCACCAUAGCCUGGGUGGUUGCUACGAUGGAGUGCUUCGAGAAUAUAUCGCAUUACCUAGCUCUGCGCUCGUUAAAGUGCCAUCGACCAGCGGGCUCAGCUUCGCUCAACUUUCGGCUUUGGUAUGUACGGGCACCACCGCUUGGAAUGCACUUUACGGCAAUAAUCCUCUGAAACCUGGACAGACGGUGCUCUUUCUUGGUAAGAAGGCUUCACUCUGUGUAUCACAGCCUUCACUAAUAACGUUUGCAGGCACUGGUGGCGUCUCGAUCACUGGUCUAAUCUUAGCCAAAGCAGCAGGCGCUGUUACAAUCAUCACCUCUUCAUCUGACGACAAGCUCGCCCAAGUCCGAAAGACGUAUGGUGCCGACUACACCAUCAACUACAAGUCGAAUGCGAACUGGUCUCAAGAGGUGCUCAAGAUCACCAACGGCCACGGUGCGGAUUUUAUUCUCGAGAACGGUGGAGCUGGGACGAUUGCUCAAAGCAUUGAGGCAGUGGCCUAUGGCGGAAACAUUGCCGUGAUAGGGUUCCUUGCCCCAUGCCCACAAGACAAGAUGCCCGAUGUAGCUGCGCUGGCCCUCUCCAAGGGUGCGAUCGUUCGCGGCAUCAUGGUUGGGUCUAAGCAACAACUAGAAGAUGUCACGCGUUUUGUGACUUCUAAGAACCUCAACGUGCCCGUGGAGAAGGUCUUUGGUUUUGAAAGGGAAGACGUCGUAUCAGCUUUCGAGUACUUGGUGUCUGGUCAGCACAUCGGCAAAGUAUGCAUUGUUGUGAACUGA
Alternaria postmessia is the source of this 1092-nucleotide messenger RNA. RefSeq names its product putative secondary metabolism biosynthetic enzyme. Lineage: Eukaryota; Fungi; Ascomycota; Dothideomycetes; Pleosporales; Pleosporaceae. The coding region runs from base 1 to 1092 and encodes 363 amino acids. Gene Ontology annotation, molecular function: oxidoreductase activity. The record is from RefSeq and is a predicted model, not a curated record. The transcript has a single exon.